AUGGAUAGCUUUAACAAUUAGCAUUAGCUUAUCAAUAAUUUUCAAGAUCCUUCAAGCAGAAUUAGUUCUUAAUCCGUGGUCAGCCUUGAAUCAUCGAACUAAAGUGGAAUAGACUAUUCGAGGGAUUCGAGUUUACUCUCUAUCAGUAGAGUAGAGGGGAAUAAAGGCUCUAGUGGCUCUGGAGCUCCCUUGGUAUUUGUAUUCGGCCAAAAUUCAUAUGGAGAACUAGGAUUAGGCGAUGUCUAAGAAAGAAGUAUACCUAGUUAAGUUAGAUUUUUUGAUGAGCUUAAUGUGAUGCAAAUAGCUGCAGGAAAUGAACAUAUUGCGGUUUUGACAAGAAGUGGUGAUGUCCUGACAGUGGGAUUCAAUGGCAGUGGGCAAUUGGGACAUGGAAAUAACAAAUCGAUAUCAACCCCCAAGAAAGUAGACUCUCUUAAGAAUAUUAGAAUCACAUAAAUAUCAUCAGCAAAUGGUUGUGAAAAUCUAGCUCUAAUUUCCCAAGAUGGAAAACUAUACACAUGUGGGUACAACAACUAUGGAUAACUUGGACAUGGAACAUAAUCAAAUCUCUCUACACCAACUUUAGUAUAGGCACUAAAGGAUACACAAGUAACGAAUGUUUCAUGCAGCUAUUAUCACUCCGUUAUUGUGACUUAGGAUCUCAGGCAACUCAACAAGCAAACUACAUCUGUUUAUAGUGUUGGUAGAAAUGACAAUGGAUAGUUAGGAUAAGAACAUACCUGUCAUGAAAUCACCCCCAAAAUCAUUAGGGGUUUGAGCAAUAGAUAAGUUAUAUAAACUGCUUGUGGACUACAUCACUCAGUCUUUGUAACUAUGCAUGGAGAAGUAUUCUCUUGCGGAUUUAAUGAUAAUGGGUAAUUGGGUCACAGUGACACUAGAUCGAGGAAUACACCAGUCUUUAUUGAAAGUCUCAAAAAUAAAUUUAUUGUUCAAGCUGCUUGUGGAUAUUAUCACACUAUUGUGAGAAGAGACACAGGAGAGAUAUAUGCAUUUGGAAGGAAUGAUAAAGGCUAAUUAGGAAUUGAGACUAAUGGUUAGGCCCUAGUUUCGCCUAAAUAAAUACAAGAAUUCUUAUCUGUCUCAAACAUUUUUAACUCUGGAAAUCAAAACAUCGGCUAAAAUGCGAUGGAAGAGGCUAUGAUAAUGCAAGGAUUAGCAGAGUCUAAUAACCUUAACAAUUAAUAACCAGCAGUUUAAUAUGUAGGUAAAAAAGUUAAUAUUGCUAAAAUUGCUUGUGGCUGUUAUCACUCAAUAGCUCUAUGUGAAAGUGGCUAAUUAUUUACAUUUGGAAGAGGAAAUCAUGGGUAGUUAGGACAUGGAAAUACAGAAGACUAAAAGCUUCCCAAAUAGGUAGCAACGCUACAUGAUAAAAAAGUAAUAGACAUUGCUGGUGGAUUUUAUCAUACUAUUGUGUUAGUUAAGCAAAAGAAAAAGAAGGGGAUAUCUUAACUUUCAACCGACAUGAAAAAAAUAAUUAAUGAGCCUUCCAGGGCAGAUGUAACAUUUAUAGUCGAAGGGAGACCACUUCAUGCUCAUAGAUGUAUAUUGUUUGUUAGGUGUAAGAACAUAGAGGAAAAGAUCAGGCAAUCCUCAAGAAGAAGUGACGAUAGAGAUAAAAUUAGGUGGGGAAUCAAUCACCCUAAUCAUGUUAUUAUGGAAAUUACUGAAGUUAAGUACAAGGCUUUCCUCGCCUUGAUAGAAUAUCUUUACACAGACAACAUAAAAUCCUUCAAGAGCAAUCAAAAUGAUGAUAUAUUUGAGAUUGAGCAUUUAUUAGAUUUGCUGAAACUUUCUCAUGAGUUCAGAGUUGAUAAACUUAGGAAGCUAUGUUAAGACGCCAUUGAGCCGUCAAUCAGUUUAGACAACUGUACUAUAAUUCUUAAGAAAGUGAGUGAGAUAGGUGUACAAGCAGAGGACUUAAAGAAGAUGGCUAUAAACUUUAUACUAUUGCACUACCAAUCUGUGAUGAAGAUGGACUCAUUCUAUGAUUUGCCCAAUCAUCUAAUCAAAGAAGUUAACUUAGAAGCAGCGUCCUAUGGAGUUAGAGUGCUUCUAAAUAACCGAAAUGAUAAUAACAAUAAUUGA
This is a messenger RNA of Stylonychia lemnae, 2106 nucleotides long. The record is from the annotation of a GenBank genome assembly. Lineage: Eukaryota; Ciliophora; Spirotrichea; Sporadotrichida; Oxytrichidae.